Molecule: messenger RNA, 1299 nt
Organism: Penicillium chermesinum
Lineage: Eukaryota; Fungi; Ascomycota; Eurotiomycetes; Eurotiales; Aspergillaceae
Product: glycoside hydrolase family 18 protein
Exons: 6
Coding region: 1-1299 (432 amino acids)
Biological process (GO): chitin catabolic process; carbohydrate metabolic process
Cellular component (GO): extracellular region
Molecular function (GO): chitin binding; chitinase activity
Source: RefSeq, a predicted model, not a curated record
AUGAUUGUGUCGCAAACAAUGUGGAAAAUAUUUUAUUUUGUACUAAGCCUGACUUGCUUGGUGAACGCGGGUGUCAUUCCGCGUCAUGUCGAGGUCAAGAAAGAUCUGGAGACUCGUGAUGCGACCGGAUACCGCUCGGUAGCGUACUUUGUGAACUGGGCAAUUUAUGGAAGGGCCUUCAACCCUCAAGAUCUUCCCGCCGAGCGACUCACGCAUGUUUUGUAUGCUUUUGCAAACGUGCGCUCCGAUGGGGAGGUGUACCUCUCUGAUACUUGGGCCGAUAUUGAGAAGCACUAUUCCUCAGAUUCCUGGAAUGACCAAGGGAAUAAUGUCUAUGGCUGUAUCAAGCAGCUGUUCUUACUCAAGCAGCGGAACAGACAGUUGAAGGUUCUCCUGUCCAUCGGAGGAUGGACUUAUUCCUCUAAUUUCGCUGGCGCGCUCAGCAGUGAAAGCGGACGGCAAACAUUUGCCUCGACUGCUACUACCUUGGUCAAGGAUUUGGGUCUAGAUGGAAUUGACAUAGACUGGGAGUAUCCCACCGACAGUGACCAGGCUAACGACUUUGUGGCUACCUUGCAAGCACUGCGCUCUUCCCUGGAUUCAUACAGUGCUGCCAAUGCUUCUGGCUACCAUUUCCUUAUCACUGCUGCCGUUCCAGCCGGUCCUGCGAAUUAUCAAAAUCUCCAUAUCAGCGAUAUGGAUCACUAUUUAGAUUUCUGGAAUCUGAUGGCCUACGAUUACUCUGGCAGCUGGGACACCAUUGCUGGCCAUGAUGCUAAUAUCUACGCAUCCGAUAGCAGCCUUCCAAGCACCCCGUUCAACACAGAUCAAGCCAUCAACUACUAUCUCUCUCACGGCGUGGCUGCAAAUAAGCUUGUCAUGGGCAUGCCAUUAUAUGGCCGCUCGUUUAUGAACACGGACGGCCCUGGAACCAACUACAGUGGUGUCGGCAGCGGCUCGUGGGAGAACGGAGUGUGGGACUACAAGGCGCUGCCCCUGGAAGGUGCCGCUGUGAACUACUUGGAUCAGCCCGUCGCAAGCUACAGCUACGAUUCCAGCCAGCGGAUGAUGGUGAGCUAUGAUACACCACAGGUCGCGCAGAAUAAGGCGCAGUACAUUCAAUCCAAGGGUCUCGGCGGUGGGAUGUGGUGGGAGAGCAGCAGCGACAAGAACGGGUCUGAAAGUCUGAUCUCUACGGUCGUGUCGACCUUCGGGGGGACUGGCGCCUUGGAUAGUAGCCAGAAUCAGUUGAGCUAUCCAGCCUCGCAGUACGCCAAUAUGAGAGCUGGCUUCCAAUAA